GUUUGAGUUGGCACACCAUCCGAUGGAAAUGUUGUGCCCUCCUCCGGCAACGAUGAACAUCAAUCAUUGCCUAGCUAGUUCUCUCUGGAGAAGAAAGUAUACUGACGCUGUCUGUGCAGGACAAGACCGAUUGGAGUCUCAUUUCUUGACAGCAGAGAUAAUAGAUUGUCAGGUUGCUCUUUCCCGUCGACACUUGAGAAGGAACAAUGAUGGAUGAUCAGGCCGAGAAGAAGGCCGAGCUGUUGCCGUAUCCUUUCUUUCACUACAGAGACUUUUCCACAGAGACUGAUCCUGAUCCAUUGACGCCCUUGACCUUUGCAGGUCGCAUGCCCAACUUCCCUGCUAAAGUACAUGCCAUCCUUAGUCGAUCUGAUCUCACAGACAUCAUCUCUUGGCUCCCCCAUGGACGCAGUUUCCUUGUCCUGAAGCCUCGUGAAUUUGAAUCAAAGGUUCUACCGGUGUACUUUAAGCACUCCAAGAUUACAUCCUUCAUCAGGCAGGCCAACGGAUGGGGGUUUCGUCGUGUGAUGCAGGGACCGGAUAGGAACAGUUACUACCACCCAAGGUUUUUGAGAGGGUUGCCUCACCUUUGCAAACAAAUGAAAAGGCCUGCAAAGUCUCAGAAGGAGCUUUUGGAGACUGGAGACGAACCUGACUUCUACAAGAUCUCAGAGAUGUACCCUGUCCCUGAAAGAAUUGAUCAGGAGACCAUGCUUCUUCAGUCCACACUGCAAGACGGUCCUCAGGCUAGGAUGCCCAUCAUCUCAGGGUCAACGGCUGUUCAAAUUCCAAAUAUUCAGGACAAACCUGCUGCUAGAAGCGAAGAAAGCGGGAAGCAAGAGAUGCACUCGGCGCUGGGUGUGCUGGCAAGUGUGUCAACUGAAAACCUGGCUGAGGCUCUUCAUCGGGACAGUCUCGAAGCCGGCCUUCUCCACGAAAGUCCUGCACCGGCAAAUGCAGACGUUGCAUAUCCACCCAGUGGCACCUUGCCGACCGCUGUGUCCACCGGAAGCUUCCACCAAGUACUCGGCGUUGAACCCUCGUUGCAUUCUUCUGCCGGUUCUUCACCAGCCAGCUCCGUCGUGCAUGUGCAAUUGCAGCCUCUUGUGCCAACUGCACCUGUUCUAGCGUCCGAAAGACCGGCUCAAGAACAUUGGAACACUGCAGCAUCUCAUGCGAAUAUGCAUGCGUCCAACUCUUGGGGAGGCGGUCGAACUCUUGUAGCACUUGCACCCAACCCAAUCCCUGUGGGGGCUUACCCUCCAGUGGCAAUUGGUAGUCCCAGAACUUCUCCUAUCCUGGCCGGGCUCCCUGCUCCUCCUGCCAACAUUGGCAUGCCCCAGCAGGCCAACGCCGUUGCAGUGCCCCAGGUAACUGCAGCUCCGACUCCUCAAGCGAGUGCCAACGGAUUGCCCCCUGUCAAUGCCGUCACAGUUGUGCCUCAGGCUGCACCUCAAGCCAACGCUCCUGCAAUGCCCAAUACCAUGGUCAUGCCACAGAUGCCUUUUGUUCCACAAACAUCAUUCCCUGGCAUGGAUGCUUCCUCGGCUGCCCAGUUUGCGGCAGGAUUUGCCAUGGCUGCAGCCUUUGGUCAACAGCAAAUGCAGACUAUGAUGCAACAGGCUGGCAAGGGCGGAGGAAUGGCAAUUAUGGUACCAGUAGGCCAGCAGCCCAUUCAACAUCACGCAGCUCCAGCACCACUUCCAUGACCUCCCUUCCCUCCUGCCUCAUCACUACCGUACCGUUUGAGGUGACUGCACCUUAACCCAAGUUUUGCGCUACUACUUCAUUUGCUUUGCCGUCGGAUAUCUUUAGAAUUGCAAAUAGCAACUCUUCCGAAACAAAGAAAAUAGCACCACGACAGUUAACAUGUUAAUACCACCUGACUCAACUUUGUCUC
Seminavis robusta is the source of this 1900-nucleotide messenger RNA. NCBI's taxonomy places the organism in Eukaryota, Bacillariophyta, Bacillariophyceae, Naviculales, Naviculaceae. The record is from the annotation of a GenBank genome assembly.